Molecule: messenger RNA, 1291 nt
Organism: Tripterygium wilfordii
Lineage: Eukaryota; Viridiplantae; Streptophyta; Magnoliopsida; Celastrales; Celastraceae
Exons: 7
Coding region: 162-887 (241 amino acids)
Source: RefSeq, a predicted model, not a curated record
GAGUAUAAAGUUCUGAGUUUUAACUGUUGAUUCAAAAAGCUAAUCUGAGAGAGAAGUCCUGGAGCAGACCAUCGACCGAGCUCUCUCUCCAUCGUCCAUGGAUCGCAAAUAUUCGCGCGACCUCGUGCGAAAUAUUUAUCUUUUUCUUUUGCAGUUAAUUAAUGGCAUACCCUGGUUCAUCGUCAGAUCUCUAUAGAGAAACUGAAGGGGCAGAGUACAAUGAUUGGGAAGGUUAUAGUACUGAUGAUGUUCUAGUCUAUAAUCCGUAUAAUAGCGGACUCGAUUUAGCAGGAUUGCAAAAGGAUCUCACUUGGCAAAAUCAAGAUAAUACCGGAUUGCAUCUUACAAAAUUGCAAAAGGAUCUCCCUUGGCAAAAUCAAGGUGUAGCACAUUUUAGCCCGGCUGCUAGUAGAAGGGAAAAGAAAAGAUUGUACGACAAAUCUUACCACGAGCGAGAGAAGCUUAAAAGAAAGAAGAUGGAGUCUGAUUUAGUAGUGGUUGGCAGCGACAAUAAAUAUUUAAAGGGAGAGAAUGGACGGUUGAGAUCAGAUAACGAUGUGACGUAUCAAAGUCUGAAAGCAAUAGCAGCUGGGAACCAGAUACUUAAGACUCAAGUACGUUGUUUGAAGAGAGAUUCAAAUCAACAACAAGUUCUCGUGGACGCAUUUUCACGUAAACAACUGCUGAAAAGUCAUGAGGGUAGCCAGCUUUUAAUGCUUAGACAAGAAAGAGAUAGACUGCUUGGAAAUGUCGCCUGGACUCCUCAGAUGGAAGAGCAGAAACAACUUUUGGAAAGAAUAGUCAAUUUGGAACUUCAAAACAGAGCCUUAAAAUUUCAAGUUCAAGCUCUGUGCGAGAAGAUCGACAACGAUAAGAACCAUGAAUAGAGACAACUAUGAGGGAUAUAUAUAUAUAUAUAUAUAUAUAUAUAUAUUUACUCGGAAGCAUUACAUGUCCAUAAUUGUCUACACUUCUCCUCAUGCCACCUAGAUUAUGGACACUUAUGGACACCAAAAUUAUGGACACAUAUCAUUUUGGAUUUUUACAUGAAACGGUUUCGAUUCCAUCUCUUCCACUCAGGCUUCCGUUUUGUUUAGCCUCUUCUUCACGGGUUUUGUUUCUGCUCUCUUCUUUGAAACCUUUGCCCUCAGCUUCUCUAAUGUAGCCUUCAUUUGGUUUAGGAGGUUUUGGAGAACAAAUGAGAAGUUGCAAAAAGUGAGGAUUAAAAAAGAAAUUUGAAUGUAAUUAGCUUAUUGAAAUACGAAAUCUAACGGUAUGGACCUCGAGCCUC